AUGACCCGACUCAACAUCCCGCUCUUCGUCGCGCUCGCAGCAUCGCUUUUGUCUGCUGUUCCCGCCAAUGGCCGUGAUACGCUCCCUCACCAGCGGAUGAUCCGCAAGCGUGGUCCACCCGUUGCGGGUCCUGGGGCGAUUGGUGCUGCUGCGGUGAUCGGACUGCGUGUUCGUCAACUGUCGGACGACCUGCUCCCGACUGCAAGUUCGGCUUCCAGUUCCGCGGCUGCAACCCCUUCGACGACGACGACAGCUGCUGCUGCCACCACCACAACGACAAGUUCGUCUUCGACAUCGGCUGCCCCUACGACAGCUACUACUCCCACUACGACGAGCUCGGCUGUUCAGACCACCAGUUCGAGCUCGUCGACUUCGGCGGCUCAGACCACUAGCACUGGUGGAGGUUUGCUCGAUCCUCUCACCAGUCUCUUGGGACUAGGCUCUACUUCAUCCACGACUAGCACCACCACCACCAGCUCAACACCCACCACGACUAGUACUUCAUCUACCACCAGUGCUGCUCCGACCCCCACCACCACCGCCCAGCAAGCUCCCCAGACUACCCAACAGGCCCCAGCCCCCCAGACAACUCCAACUCUGAAUCUUGGUACUCCUACUACCCCCACUCCUAGUCCCAACCGUGGCCCAGUGACGACUCAAGUUUUUGUUACUACAUCGCUGGAGCCUUCGGCCGCUGCUGCCGCUUCCCAGUCGGCAAAGGCCCAGAGAACUAAGACUAUCACCAAAAACACGAUCAUUGUUCUCGUCGUUAUUGCAGCUUGCAUUGGUGGUGCCAUGGCCAUCUGGACUGUCAUUCGCAAGUGGAAGCUUAGCCCCUCGGAGAAGUUUGACGACCGGAUGCAGCCAAUUGAUUGGACUCCUCCUACGAAUGGCAUCGCCGAAGAUGCGAUCGAAGAGAAGACCAAGCAUCGUCGUGUCGGAAGUGGCGCGUCGCACGGUAGCUUCACCAGUGGCGGUGUCCCACAAAGCGAUCAAGGACACGGUGCCAAGGCCGGCACGUACGCGGAUUCCCAGCGCGGUCAUGGCUAUGGCCCUCAAGACUUCCCACCUCCGCAUGACUUUACGGCCGGCGCUGCUCAGCCUGAUGCCUAUGGUCAGUACUACGGUGGUCAACAGUAUGCUGGCGGCCCUGGCUAUGCGGAUCUCCAGCGUGGACCUAGCGUUAGCGAGAGCACCUACAGUCAUGGGGCUAGUGUUUCGCGUGGCCUGAGCUAUAGCCGUGGUCAUGCUGCGUACGAUUCUCAAUCCGGCGCUGUUCCUCCUAUGCCUAACCCGUAUGGGGGCGAGUACGCCUAUGAGGACUAUGCCCAUCCACCAGCCGGGCAGGCUCAGGGACAGGCCCAGGCACCCUAUCGUGCAUUCUAG
Messenger RNA from Rhizoctonia solani, 1386 nucleotides. RefSeq lists its product as uncharacterized. The record is from RefSeq and is a predicted model, not a curated record. NCBI's taxonomy places the organism in Eukaryota, Fungi, Basidiomycota, Agaricomycetes, Cantharellales, Ceratobasidiaceae. Bases 1 to 1386 code for a protein of 461 amino acids. The transcript is spliced from 2 exons.